Messenger RNA from Salarias fasciatus (jewelled blenny), 2545 nucleotides. RefSeq names its product G-protein coupled receptor 22-like. The record is from RefSeq and is a predicted model, not a curated record. Gene Ontology annotation, molecular function: G protein-coupled receptor activity; peptide binding. Gene Ontology annotation, biological process: G protein-coupled receptor signaling pathway; cellular response to hormone stimulus. The transcript has 5 exons. Lineage: Eukaryota; Metazoa; Chordata; Actinopteri; Blenniiformes; Blenniidae. Gene Ontology annotation, cellular component: plasma membrane. Bases 759 to 2075 code for a protein of 438 amino acids.
UGGAGGCAGGAAGCAAGACGAGAGACAGAGCAACAGAAAAAGAAGCCCGGCGGAGGAGAGCAGAGCAGAGCAGAGGAGGAGAGGAGGGGGAGGCAGAGGCGAGCAGAGCGAGCAGCUCUCAGUAUCUCCCACCAGCUCAGCUCUCAGCCUGAACGGAUUCACCGAGCGUGAUGGACGAGCAGCGAUGCACCUGAUGGAGGACGCCGACCAUCCGUCUCCGUCUGCAGGACGGAGACUGUAAGGUGGCGGAGACGGAGACGGGGACCGCAGGGUGACCUGGCCUUCCAUCAACUCUCCUCCUGCACGUCGUCAGGGAUAAAACGACAAAGACCGAAGUCCUGGUAGGCCGGUUCUCACCGACCUGAUGGUACAGACAGGAAGUGCUGUCCACCACGGAGAGGCCGUCUCUGGAGGGUUAAAACGGCGGCGGGCCAGUCCCUGAAGAGUGUGUACCGGCGGAGAGAGGGCUGCUCUGGCACCGGCGCCGCUUUCAGCCGGGGAUGACACUGGACGCUCAGGCCCGGCAGACAAUGACGAGACAGAGCCCGGCCUGAAAGGAGCCAUUGAUCCCGGAGCCGCCCCGAUGCCGCAGACCGCACGCCCCCGACGCGGGGUGGCCGUACGACGCGCCCCUCACUUCACCCCAUCCACGCAUUCUGAUCUGCCCACGGACCGACCCGGACCGGCGGCGAUGGUCUGAGACUCCAGCAGAUCCCUCCACUGCCGGGAGGAGGCGGCCUCUUCCUCCCAUCAGGAUAAUGCACACAUCUCCAGUGUUAAUCGCUGCUGCCGCCAUGAGCAAUAUGACGGUGAUCGACACUGCAGACCCGUACGACCUUGACCUGACCUCUGCCGAGGCCGUCUACCCCAUCAGCUUCCAGGUGUCAGUGACGGGCUUCCUGCUCCUGGAGAUCGUUCUGGGUCUGAGCUCCAACCUGACGGUGCUGGUCCUCUACUGCAUGAAGCAGAACCUCAUCAGCUCCGUGUCCAACAUCAUCACCAUGAACCUGCACGUGGUGGACGUGCUGGUGUGCGUGUGCUGCAUCCCGCUGACCGCCGUGGUCGUGCUGCUUCCGUCCGAGGCCGACACGGCCCUGCUGAGCUGCUUCCACGAGGCCUGCGUCUCCUUCGCCAGCGUGGCCACCGCCGCCAACGUCCUGGCCAUCACCGUGGACCGCUACGACAUCUCCGUGAGGCCGGCCAACCGCGUGCUGACCAUGGGCCGGGCCGUGGCGCUGCUGGGCGCCGUCUGGGCCCUGUCCUUCUUCAGCUUCCUGGUUCCUUUCAUGGAGGUGGGCUUCUUCGCGGGCUCCGGCUCGGACCCGGCGAACCGGACGGCGACGGCGACUCACGCCAACCAGUACUACAGCGAGCCGGGGCUGUACUACCACCUGCUGGCGCAGAUCCCCAUCUUCUUCUUCACGGCCCUGGUCAUGCUGGUGACCUACUACAAGAUCCUGCAGGCGCUGAACAUCCGCAUCGGGACGCGCUUCCAGCACAACUUGCCGAAAAAGAAGCAGAAGAGCAAGAACGCCAUCUCUCUGGGCGCCGCGGCUCAGGCCGAGUCCACCGACGCCUCGCAGAGCAGCACGGGGGUCCGGGGCGGCGCCGGCGCCCCCCUGGGCAUGCGGGCCUCGGUGUCCGUCAUCAUCGCGCUGCGGCGGGCGGUGAAGCGCCACCGGGAGCGCCGCGAGAGGCAGAAGCGGGUCUUCAAGAUGUCGCUGCUCAUCAUCUCCACCUUCCUGCUGUGCUGGACGCCCAUCACCGUGCUCAACACCGCCAUCCUGAGCACCGGGCCCGGCGCCCUGACGGCGCGCCUGCGCCUGGGCUUCCUGGUCAUGGCCUACGGGACCACCAUCUUCCACCCGCUCCUCUACGCCUUCACCCGCCAGAAGUUCCAGAAGGUGCUGAAGAGCAAGAUGAAGAAGAGGGUGGUGUCGGUGGUGGAGGCCGAGCCCACGCCCAACAACGUGGUCAUCCACAACUCCUGGAUGGACCCCCGGAGGACCAGGAAGGUGACGUUCCAGGACGCCGAGGCCAGGCAGAAAUGCCUGAGCUCUCAGGACGCGGAGUGACGGGACGGGCCGGCGUGUAAAUAUGUCCAACAGCGUUCAGGAACGACGGAACACAGGAUUGUUUAUGCAAACAGAAGAGUGGAAAGUAUUUGAAAGGGAGAAAACCUCGUCUAAACAAGCCUGAAGUGAUCUGCUUCAACCCCGGGAGCAGAUCUGCCACGGCAGCUUACUGAGCCUGUACUAAACCACCUCAGCAGACAAGUCCUCUUCCCAGAGAGGGACAGCUAAACAGAGACAGGGCAGGACAGCGUCUGUCCUGGGGAGACCGUCCCCCGCUCAGAGCUCAGAGACGAGAGCAGGGACGAGGAGACGGUAAUUUAUUGCUAUUUAUUGUGUCUUGUUGUGGAGCGCCGGGACGGCUCAGUGCAGAGUGUGUCUUAGUGUCCCUCAUGUGAGGACGAUGUGUGACGGACGUCUCUGUACAGCACGCCACCGCACCGCCAUAUUGUUUGUCACCGUUUGUAAUAAAC